Molecule: messenger RNA, 486 nt
Organism: Paracoccidioides brasiliensis Pb18
Exons: 3
Coding region: 1-486 (161 amino acids)
Source: RefSeq, a predicted model, not a curated record
AUGACAAACCUGGACAAGGAGCAAGCGAAGACGGGCCGAGACGGGGGUAAAUACAACCAGAAACAGAUCGCCUACAGCAGCAUUCCAUUGGACACAGAUUACAGCUCACCGAAGAAAUCGAAUAAUACCGAAAUACUGAGCUCCGCAACAACCUUACCACUCCGUACAAGCUGCCUGCCAGAAACACUCAACCACCAGGGAGGCGAGAGCCGGCCAAUCCAGGCAGCCCAGUCGCUUGGCACUCGGCGGGGUCUCAGCCAUUCAUACCGCCCAACAGCCGCAAGAUUCAACAGAGUGUGCCUGACGUUUGUUCCGUCUGUGGCCAGCCAAUCCCACGCCCUGUCGCCAGCCUGUUUUAGGCAUGGCACCAGGUACCCGGGCUGCAAGGUUCAGCCAAAUUUAAAUUAUCAGGGGUAUGGACAAUACUUUACAGUACCGGGUGGGUUUGGUCAGUGCGGGACGAUUUGGUAUUGUACGGAGUAUUAA